Messenger RNA from Oikopleura dioica, 2811 nucleotides. NCBI's taxonomy places the organism in Eukaryota, Metazoa, Chordata, Appendicularia, Copelata, Oikopleuridae. The record is from the annotation of a GenBank genome assembly.
AUGACCAAUAAUGGCAAACGAAAGGUCUUGAAGAAUGCCGUUCUGCCGAAGAAAGAUAGGGGCAAAGCAUUCAAGCAUGAAUUCGACGAUUUGCACCCUGAACUGCUAGAAAAAACUAUUGAAAAUGAAAAACCCGGAUUCGGAGCGUGGUUUCGCACGACUGGCGGGUCUAUUAGAAAAAGACAAUCAAUUAAGGAGUUCAUCAACAACAUCAAAUCGACUGAGUGCAAUCUCGACCACUACACAAAGGUCAUUCAAUACAGCGUGGAUCCGGGUUGCUUUGGCAAACCUCGAAAGAAAACAAAGACGAAAUAUAUAAACACUACAAAUGACUACCAACUUAUCAUACUUUCAAACAAGCAGAGCGCGAUCAACAGUUGGUGCUUUCCAGUUCAUUUCCUCGAUAAAAUUGUGAAAGAAAAGCCAGAUAGCACAAAACUCGAAAAGCUAAAUGUGCCGACGAAAAGCAGACACUUGUGCGUUUCACUUCUUUUCGUUCCCGAGUCUAACAUUCCCCCAAUUACUCUCCAGUUCAUCAACGAAGAGGACAAGACAAAAGUCGUGAAUUGCUUUAACAUGUUGGUUGAUACUCUGGGCGAGCUCUCUCCAGCCGACCAUCAGAUGCUCCGUCUCUGGCGUACUUUCAAUUCCGUCGACGAAGAUAGAAAGGGUGUUCUCAACAAAAAAGAGAUCAAGGAGUUCUUUAGACGAGUGGAAAUUACUUACACCGAUCAAUUCGAAAAUAAAAUUGAAGCGAUUCUAACGGGCCGAACUCCAAGUUCACGAAAUCGUGACACGAUGACAUUAGCGGACGGACUUAAUUGGGCUGAAGUAAAAUAUCUCUACGGGAUGUUGCUCAUUCCUCAAACUUUGCGAGACCUUUUGGCUGAGAACGAUACAUCCAAUGACGGUGAAAUCUCGCUCGGCGAGUUCAAAGACUUCCUCGAAUCGCAGCAGAUGAAACAUGUCUAUCUCAAAGAUGACGGCAAAGUAAUGAAGUACGAUACAAGAGUGGACGAUGAUGUUAAAUUGAUUAUGAAUUACUUCGACCGGGACGGAACAUCGAAUAUGACGCAGGAGGAAUUCAGUGCAUUCAUCCUAAAAUGCUGCAACGCUGUUGAUCCAGGGGCUUACACUCAUCACCAGGACAUGACAAGACCAAUGACCGAUUACUUCAUCGCGAGUAGCCACAAUACCUACCUCGAAGGCGACCAAAUCAACGGACCCUGCUCACUUCAAGCUUACGUUCGCUCUAUUCAGCGUGGCUGUCGAUGCGUCGAAAUUGACUGCUGGGACGAUGACGAAGAGCCUUCUGUCUAUCACGGAUACUGUCCUUGUAAACAGUCUCGCUUAUUCUUCAAAGACGUGGUCACAGAGUGCGCGAAGUACGCUUUCGAAGAAGGCAAGCCUUACAGCAAAUACCCAUUCAUUCUUUCGCUGGAGAAUCAUUGCAAAGAAAGCAAUCAGAAAAAGAUGGCUGACUAUAUUAAGGCGGCUUUUGGCAAGCGACUGAUAACGAAGCCCUUGGGCGAUGACGAGGAAAAAAUGCCCAGUCCUUUGGCAAUGGGCGCGAGAUGCUUUGUGAAAGGCAAGAAGCUGAAAGAACCCAAAGACGAUGCCGAUUCCGCUGACAGUAGAAGCGAGGAGCACGAAUACGUAGAGGAAGAAGAUGAAUCCGCGGAGGCAAAGCACGGUGCCCAAAACGGUGAACAGAUCCAAACUGACGGAAUCAGAAGCUCGAAAAAGAAGCUAAAGCUGCACAGAGAUCUGUCCGAUAUCACCAUCUACACGGUUUCCCGACACCUGAAACCAUUCGGCGAAUUGGCGCCAGACGACUACAAGUAUAUUUCUUCUAUCAAAGAAGGAAAAGGAGAAGUGAUCAUGGAAGAACAGGGCAAAGACUUCAUCAAACAUACGUCGAAAGAACUGGUGCGCAUCUACCCCAACGGAUCGCGAAUUCAGAGCACCAACUACGAUCCUCUGCCAUUUUGGGCGCAUGGCUGUCAAGUCGUCGCGCUGAACUAUCAAUACGACGGCGAAGAGCGGCUGAAGAACCAAAUUAUGUUCCAAAUCAACGGCAACUGCGGAUUCGUGUUGAAGCCGCCGGUGCUCCGAGAACAGCGCGACUUUGACCCAAAUAGCAGCAAGUUCGAAAGUCGCAUGAAAUUCAAAAUCGCCAUCAUUUCCGGCCAGCAAUUCCACAACAAAAAAGCGGGAGGAGACGUUUGCGAUCCAUACGUAAAGCUCGUGCUCGUGUCGGGAUCGAAGCUGGACAAAGAGCAGAAAUUCAAAACUACUGUCGUCAAGAAUAACGGAUUCAACCCGACUUGGAAACAUGAAAACGAAGCGACUUUCUCCGUCAAGUUUCCCGAUUUCGCCAUGCUUGAAGUAAAAGUGCUCGACAGUGGCUCAGAAGAGGUCCUGGGCAUGUCCUACUUGCCACUUGCCUAUCUACAGCCGGGCCAUCGCUUCAUCGAGCUGUACGACCUUAACGGGCAGAACAUCACGCAGACGAAAGGCACCCUUCUCUUUUCCAAAAUCAGCAUUGGUAACGAGCUAGUAAACGAAAAAACUAAAGGAAAGAUCAUUCCUAAACCAGCCGGGCCCGCUAACCCGCCCGCUAAAAAUGAAAACGCUGUAAGCCACCAUAACGGCGACAAAUCUAUCUUAGAUUUGAAGGAGAGUGAUUUACUCCUACAAUCCACAAAAGCACACAAAAGUGAUUCUUCAAAGCGAACUCUUCAAAAAUCUAAAAAAUGUAUUAUUUGUUCUGGUAAAAAAUGCAUUGCUAACAAUCCCAUCCAUAAAUGA